UGGCCUUGGCUCUACCCUUGGUGCUCUGGCUUCUGUUUUUCUUGGAACCCAGGCUUUUCCUAGUGGGCUGUGACAGGCUGCCCCUGGCUUUGUCUUGCAUGCUGCCUUUGGCAGGAGUCCCUGUCCCAGCUCCAACUCCACAACUUGGACUCUGGCCACUUGGCCAACACUCUGGCCAGGCCAGCCCUGGCCCCACGGGGUGCGUGAAGGAUUUGAGCAGAGAUGACAGGCCAGGGUGGCCUGUUCACAGAAGUUCCUCUGUGCAGAUUGGCAUCUGAACUGAGUUGUCAUCUGUAAUGGCCACAGGGAUUACUUGAAAGGGUGUGCCAGAGAGUGAGUCGGGACCUACCCAGGGAAUCCAGUGUAGCUGGAAUCUUGGCAGAGAAAACAAAGAAUUUUGUCAGCCGAAAUCUUGUUAUGGGAAAAGUCCUCUCCACAGUGGACAUGGCCACAGGAGUCCAGUGUGGAAUCAUUUUUUAGCUCUUUGGUGGUGCAGCCAGGAAUCUCAGGAGCCCAAGACAUGUAAUUAAGUGGCUUCAGCCACUCCCGGCGCAGAAAUACACUGGGAUGUUUGCAGUGACUGCUCUGGGGCAGUGCAAGGGGAUUUAGACCAAAGCCACCUUUGACCUCUCUGCACAGGAGUUUGUAAUCGACACACGUGAAAACGCUCAGAAGAUGCACAUUGGAAAUGCGAUGUAUGAGGAUUAUGCAGCCGUCUUUGCCCAGCUCAUCGAAAUGGGACCUCCCUCGGGGCCCCACUGUUUCAUUGUUCCUGUCCACGAUAAGAACAGAGGCUUAUACCCCAGAAUGACAGCUACUGACAUGAUGUACAAGGAAGGUUUGCUUGGUGUGGAUAAUGGGGUUUUAAUAUACAAGGUUCGGAUACCAAGGGAGAACCUGCUGGAUAAGUUCGGUUCUAUGGCUCCAGAUGGCCAGUACCACUCCCCUAUUAAGAACAAGAGUGCACGGUUCAAUGCAAUGCUGGCAGUGCUCACCCCUUCGAGAUUAGCUGUGACUUUCCAAGCUAUGGGUCCCAUGAAGCUUAGGUUGAUGAUAACUAUUUGCUGUAGCCACAGCCGGAGGCAGUUUGGGCCCGAAGCCAAGGAAGAGGUUGAGAUCAUUGCACACCGAACACAGACCCCGCGGCUGAUGCCUCACCUGGCCACAGCCUGGGCCCUGACCUUCGCCAGCAGAUUCGCCCGGGUCCUCCUGGACGACGACGCCUUCCUCUGGAAGGAGUUUGUCAGCAGCUGCUCACUGCAGGCUUUGGCAGCGGGACUGAAGGCCUGCAGCACCUGCGAGGCGGUCAGCUGCUUGCAGGACUGCCGCGAGUGCACCGGGGGCAUGGUUGCUGUGCGGGAACUGCUGGCUCAGUACAGCAGACAGUAUGAACACAGACCACUCUUGAGUCUCCUCUGACACUGGGCUGAGUCUGCGCGUGACAAGCUGAGAACCAGUUUCCUGGCAUUAAACAUGGACAUGGUCAGUAAUCUCGCCUUUCUGUUGAAAGCAGUGAAUUUUCACAAAAGGGUUCUUCAGUGGGGUUUGGUGGCCAGAAUUUAUUAUAAGGCGGUGACCAAGAAGGAGGACUUUUUCAGUGCCUGGAAUGCAUGUCUUCAUCAUGUCACCUCCCUGCCUCUGGCACACAUCCACAGGGUGACUUUAGAGCAGUUCUCCCUGGCAGUGAGGAGCUGUCCUGGCCAAGAGGACCAGGCUUUGCUAAUUGAAGGUAGGUUAUCAGACAAAUUUUGCAUGUUAUUUGGAACCAAGCUGAUGUUCCAGGAGCAUGCCUGGUAUCUGGAACAUAAAUAUUUGACUUCCACGGCCAGCAUGAAGAUUAGGAGUCAGUUGCUGGAUUUGUGCGACUCGGUGAAGGAUGAUGCGCUGAGGGUGAUCUCCGCCUUUAACACCUGCCUCCAUGCACCGAUCGCCGGAAUUACCAACCCGCAGGCCUCGUGGGCCUUCUACCCAGCACCGCUGCAGCCCCUGGCGCGGGAAAGGACGCGGUCUCAGAGGCCCAAGCUGGGAGCCAAGUUAUAGCGGGAGUGGCGGGAAGGGUGGUGGCCCGCGCGCAGCUGCCACGACGCUCGCUGCUCUGCCGCCUGGUCUAGGGCCCCGGCCGGGCCAAUAUGCGCUGAGCCGCGUGACUUCGGGGGCUCGGGUCGCCAAGCGGUGCCUCGCCGAGGCUAGCGAAGCGAACCACAGCCUGUUGGGGAAGGGAGCCAGGCGGCUGCUCCCUUUAUCCUGUUCCAGUAAACCCGCCUGUCCUGGCACGACCUCUCCUAGCGUAGGCUUCCAGGCCCCUUAAGGCAGAGUGGGCACCGCUGCGGGCGCGCCCCAUGCCUGGGUGUUGUGAGGGGUCUCCGCUGUCGGCGGUGACCCAGAUUCCAAGUAAUUUUGAAAAACUGUGGUGCUGGGUGAAAAAAAAAAAAAAAGCAUAAAAAUCACACCCGCGGGCAAAGGUUCCGUUCAGCAAACGAUGCUUUUCCAGUGAAGCAGAUCCUCCUGGGCUCCGCGAGGAAGCGCACGGGCGAGGAAAGGAGAGGGCGAGCCUGGAGCUUGCUCUCCGCAGAGCGUGCACCCUGGCUUGUCCUCCCAGCAGGCGGCUUCCGGACAGCAGGACUACGCACAGAAAACAUUUAUCGCAAAAAAAUUUGUAAUUUCUUCUUUAGAAAAGUGUACCAAGUUUAAUAAAGAAAUUAAGCGAUGAGAAAGCGCCCCCGCUGCUUGCAGGGUACGGGAGGCUGUCCAGGCAAUAAGCUGUAAGAAGUUGGUUUCGGAACUUGGGGAGACCACACCAGCGACGCCUGUUGGUCCCCACAAGGGUCUUGGAUUUCCCAAUUCUCAGAUCUCCCGCGGCACGACUUGGCUCUUGGUCCUCUCUCAAGGCAAGCCAUUCCCCUUUCCUUCCUCUGCACACCUCGCAGCGGAGGCUGGAAUUGCUUGGGCCCAGUUUCUGGAGGGCCUCCGAACGCGGAGGGAGAGGGCGGGCGGAGCUCGCGGUCACCCGACUCGGGGCGCUCGGCCGAGUCCCCAGCACAAUAUGGGCUGCAGGAACAGUAGCCUCUGAGCCGACCUCCUUGUUUGUGCCCCAAAAUUAGAGCUUUGGGCCGGCCGGGGUCCCCGACGCCUUCGUCUUUUAAAGUGUCCGCUAGAGCGGAGGACGCGGGGGCGGCGGAGGUGCUUCGGAGCAGACGACAGCCACCAGGGCUUGCUUCUGCGUGGUUCUUUCCGGUCCCUGCCUGCGAAGCACCGGGCGCGCGGCGGGCUUGGAGCUGCGAGAGGGCGCAGGAGGUUCGGUCGUUCACCUCGGGUGCCACGCCGGGCAGCUAAGGCACAGAGUUCGCCUGCGGCCGCCAUCCGAAAUCGCUGUCGCGAGCGCCCAGCCGCUGUCUGGGUAGACCUCCGGCUUUGCCUUCACUUCGACGCGUCCACGGCCAGGCCCCUUCCCUCCUGCAGCGAAAUCUCCGGGCGGAGCCGGGUGCGCGUCCUCGAGCCCCUCCAGGAACCCCUGGCCUCCUUCGCUCCACUCGGCACUAGCUGGAAGAUGCUCUGAAAAGACUUGAGCCUGGGGCUGUGCUGUCACAUUGACGUCCUACAUCUGUUGCGAAGCGUGAAAACUGACCAGGGUGGCCAGACUGCAGGACAGCGCCUCGCCGACUUGCUUCUGUGCACCGGGGACCCUUCCUUCUCCUUUCCGAGGUGCGGUUAGGGCGGCCUCUAAACUGAGUUUCUUUAAUCCGUCUAACCUGGACUCUUCCGUGGCGAGAUGUCCCUUCUCCCGGCGGUCGUUGUCCCCACUCCCCGGCCGCGGCCAUCUCAAAGCCCGGGGAGCGCAGGGAUGGGUUGCGGCCUCAGAGCUCGCACUGGGAGGGCAGAAGGGGGUGCGGACCCAGAAGAGGGCCGGGGCCGCGACGGAGUUUGAUGGCUUGGGAAUGAGUGGCAGUGGAGCAGCGGACUCCAAGGUGGAGAGGCUGGGGUGCGCGGGGAAGCGGUUGGGGGUAUUGCCCUUCCCAGACAGCCGUCUGCCCGCGCGGCCCGACUCGGCUGCACGGCGUUCACUAGUCUCAGCUUCGAGGGGGGCAUUUCCUGGAUAGUUCUCGUCGCCCGACAAAUCAAGGAUCCCAACCUAGCAGAGGCACCACGUUCUCUCUCACCUGGAGGCCACGAUUCUUCUCUGUCCUUUUUUUUUUUUCUUAAAAUGAUUUUUUUCCGGUUUUUUCAUUUUCCUUUUUUACCUGCUCAGCGUGCACUCGAUUCCUGUCUCGCACCCAGGCUGCCAAAAAGUCUCCGAAUAUCGUUUCUGGCCUUUUUCUCGACCUCCCCACUACGGGCUCCGCCUCUUAGGGGCUCCCGUUUGGCGCGGGAGAAAAGCUAAGUGCCCCGGCGGGGCGGCCUGAGCAGGGCACCUAACAGUACCGCGUGAGGCUAGGGCGAUAAGAGGAGCAACCUGCUGAUCAGGGUCCCAAGAGCCCGGGACUCUUGGAGGGUGCAGAGGCCAGAGACCCUCUGCUCAACCUUUCACUAACCCAGACUCCCCCACUCCCACCCCCGCGCCUGCCCCAGGGGGCUGAGAAAGUACCGUAGCCGAACCAGGGCUCAGGGGUGCCUCCCGAAGCUUUACGCGGGCGGUAGCGGUCAGGCGGGCUCAGAGUGUGCCCGCAGCGCCCCCUGUGUUCCACGCGCGUGACGGGGCCGCGGCUGGACAGAGAAGAGGCAACAGUACACUGUUGGGGGGAGGGGUGCGCCAGCCGCCCACAGCUCAGUCACUCCAGUAAACAUGCCCGGCGGCGCGCACAGGGGUAACCCGGCGAGGAACCACCGCCCCUACCUGCCGGAGCCUGCACGCGCCGGCGGCCCUGGCGCCGCGGGGGAGGAGCUUGCCCGCCCGCCCGUCGGGGCGGGACCUCGCGGGGGCGGAGCCCACGGUGAUUGGGCGCGAGCGCGGGCCCCCAGUCCGAACGGGGCUGCGGGGCCGCGCAGGUUUCACUUCGCUCCGCGCAGCCUCCAGGUCCCCGUCUUGUAGUAGCACUCUGCGCCGCGUCGCCGCCACCACCGCCACGGAGUUCUCGCAGCAACCCUGAGCACCCUGCCCCACUGCGACCAGCAUCGCCUCGGGCUGCUCGGUUCGCCUCUCUCACGCCGCCACCGCCUCGGCGCCCUUCCCCUGGCUCUCGUCCCCCCAAUGUCUGACUCUGACUCUCGAACUGAGAAACGCAAGGUAAAAACCUCUGAAUCCUGAGGAGCGGGCCGGGUAGAUGAAGACAGCCGCGGAACCAGCAGGGCUCCACCUUCUGCCCGCUUCCCGCGCACGUGCAGUCAGAGACGCCGUACCCGUCCCGCUAGUCGCCCGGCAGGAUGCGGUGAUCAGUGCAG
Molecule: messenger RNA, 5376 nt
Organism: Manis pentadactyla (Chinese pangolin)
Lineage: Eukaryota; Metazoa; Chordata; Mammalia; Pholidota; Manidae
Gene: ACOXL
Product: acyl-CoA oxidase like
Biological process (GO): fatty acid beta-oxidation using acyl-CoA oxidase; lipid homeostasis
Cellular component (GO): peroxisome
Molecular function (GO): FAD binding; acyl-CoA oxidase activity; fatty acid binding
Source: RefSeq, a predicted model, not a curated record